Molecule: messenger RNA, 1799 nt
Organism: Vitrella brassicaformis
Lineage: Eukaryota; Vitrellaceae
Source: the annotation of a GenBank genome assembly
AUGCUCAUGACUGGCAAGGAGCGCCAGAACCUACUCAACGCCAUGGACCUACACACCAGUGCGGGCCACAAGGGCUUCUCAGAGCUGCCGGAGCUGUCGAGGGUCCUCCGCGGCUGCCCACCCAUCCAUCACCAACAUCCCGGUGAAGCCUGCCUGCCCACCUUGCAACCAGGGCAAGGCCAAGAGGGCGCCCAUCCGUCAUCCCACCGGCCACCGCAAGGACGCCAGACGACCAGCACAGAAGUGGCACGUCGAUUGGGCACAUAUGCGCGGGCAGAUCGGUCCUCUGGGGAGGACCUGCAGCUGGCGGUGCGGGCACCUACAAGGCUGACGGGUCUUCACGCCGCUCAAGAUGGAGGGGUCCCUCUUGGUGGCCAGCUCAAGAGCUCCCUGAGCAUCACAGCCAACAAUCCCCUGGGAGCCGACGUCGACAUCGGCGUGUCCGAGCUGCUACGGUCCCUCUUCCAAGCCCAAGGUGAAGAGAGAGAGGCCGGAUGCGUCAAUGUCUCACCUGACCAUUCAUAUGACCUAACCACUCAUUUGGCGUCUCUCUCUGUGUGCGUGUGUGUCCUGUCAGGUAACGCGGGCGUCGUAAUGGUCGCUUUGGCCGGCCUCUUGAUGCUGCCCAACUCAGUCCAACUAAGGUGAGCCCAACAGACAAGGGGGACGGACCAAUGAACGAGGCCGGCCAUGUGGUAUCUUCCUCCCUCCCUCCCUCCCUCUCUCUCUGAAUGUGUGCAUGCAGCCUCACUCCGUCUCUCCCUCGACAUGUCAAGCCGAGGUCGCCACCGAUAACCUGCUGGCGACUCCUUCGAUGCUACAGCGGAUGGAUGGAUGGACCAUUUCCUUUUUUUUCCACCUGUUCGGUUUGUGUGCGGCGGGGCGUUUGUUUGGUCUGAUCGGUCAUUUGCUUUGUCGGUCGAGUGUGUGUGGCGCAUGGUGCCGUCAGUGUGGCCUCGUGUGUUGCUGUGUCCAUUUCGUCUGGCCGGCUGUCUUUCUGUCUGGCUGGCUGUCUGGUGUGCGUCGAAUGUCUGCCGCCAUUGCCACGCGUGUGCCAUCCGGACACACCGACCACUGCGGCAAGAGUUGACUUCUUCUUAGAGAACGUCUGUCUGUCGUGUCGCCUCUCUGUCUGUCUGGCAGUCUCUCUGUCUGGCUGUCUGGCUGUCUGUCUGCCUUUCUGCCGCGGCUGCAUUGAAUUAUGUGGUGUGCUGUGAUGUGAUGUGAUGUGGCGCGGCUGCACUACACACUGACCGACUGACUCAUACGUGGACGAUGUGCUGCCUGCAAUGUGCUGCAUUGAUGCCAUGCCGUCCGCUUACUGACUGACUGGCUCAUACUGAGAAAGGCGGAAUCGACGCCCACCUGGCCUCACGCACACAUCAGCUCACCACGGGCAGUACGGUACUUGAUAGAGCCAGUUGGGGUCACGCGUGUGCGAUAAGCGAACGAUGCCCAGGCGCAGGCAGGCAUACCGUCGUUUCUGUCCUCCCACGCAUGACAUGACGCUGCUGCUGCUGCUGCUGCUGCUGACGCAUUUGAGGGUUCCCCUUGCACUUUGCGCUAGAUUUGUCUGUGCUCUUCUGAGAGACGGCACAUCCAUCCAUCCAGUGUGACGCAGCUGGCGUGAAGGGUGGGUGGAUGCGUGGUACGUUGACUGACGACCAUGGACCGCUGCUGCAGUCAUGAUGUGGUGGCUGCAUGAUGAACCUACUGUGUGUUGAUGUGUCGCUUGCUCGGCUGGUUUGUCCUUUUAGCGAGAGACUCGAGCUCUUCUUACUCGUUUUAUUCGUUUUGGA